Dreissena polymorpha is the source of this 6270-nucleotide messenger RNA. RefSeq names its product MORC family CW-type zinc finger protein 3-like. Gene Ontology annotation, molecular function: ATP hydrolysis activity; zinc ion binding. The record is from RefSeq and is a predicted model, not a curated record. Bases 681 to 3275 code for a protein of 864 amino acids. Gene Ontology annotation, cellular component: nucleus. The transcript has 22 exons. Lineage: Eukaryota; Metazoa; Mollusca; Bivalvia; Myida; Dreissenidae.
UUUCAUCGACGGUCGAGUCUACUGACGCAAACCUGGUUCAGUUAGAGGAAAGUUAUCAGAGUCCCGAUUUAGACCGCUGAUAUUCUAAAGUACGGCUUCAGUUAAAGGAGUGUUUAGUUUAAUAAACUCAUUGUUUAGAGAUAAUAGAAACUGGAUUUCGCAGGAAAUCACUCAUCAAAUUGAUGGAAUAUAGCUAUAGACGUGGAAGAUGGCCGCCCUAUUGAAGAGAUCAUCCAACAAUCCAGUAAAGAAGAAGAAGCCGAAGGGGACGGAUGGCCUGAAAUGGUUGUACGAUAGUAAGAGGAAGAGGAAGGAGCGCUGCAAUGACUGCACGGGCUGCAAAGCGCCCGACUGUGGGGAGUGCAUACAUUGCAAAGACAAGCCAAAAUUUGGCGGUCGCGGAGUUAGAAAGCAGUGUUGUGACAGACGAAUUCUUCGGAGCACCCCAGGCCAUCCAACUGUCCAGACGUGGCGAUCGCCACUGGAAGUAGCAGCUUCCAACCGGCGCUCCGUCACCGGCGAAAAGUCCCGCAGCUGCCGUCAAUCCAGGUGUCUCGCCGCACAGCCAGAGGAUACCAGAACGAAUUUUCGACAAACAACAAACGAUGUCAGAUGGCCAGUACAGAUGGUAUCUUCUAAAUAGAGACGUAGCUCUGCCUAUGUAAUGCCUACCUCAAGCCAUGAAGAAUCAGAAAGAACUAUCCAGAGCUAUAGCCAUGGCUACUGACCAAACAGAAGAACAUGCAAUAGACGAGGCCUUAGUUGCUGAACACGAAGGCAUUCAGCCGUCAAAGAUCUCGCCACAUUAUCUCCAUUCCAACAGCACCUCGCACACGUGGGUUUUUUCUGCUAUUGCAGAGUUAAUUGAUAACGCUUGUGAUGCAAAUGCUAAGGAGCUUAAGAUCGAUAAAAGAGAGAUAAUGACGAAAGACUGUCUCAUCAACCCGAAAGUCUGUCUAACGCUUCUCGAUAAUGGGAAAGGGAUGACACACGAGGAACUUAGUAACAUGUUGAGUUUUGGCUUCAGUAUGCACCCUAACAAUGUGAAGAUAGGAAAAUUUGGCAAUGGUUUUAAGGCGGGUUCCAUGAGAAUAGGGGACGAUGCCAUGGUAUUCACGCGCUGCAAGACUUCUACGAGUAUAGGAUUGCUCUCGCAGACAUAUCUGAAAGCAAUUAAGGCAAAAUACGUUAUUGUUCCCAUUGUGACCUGGACACCACAAAACAAAGAUAUGAAUCGCGAAUCGUCCAUUGAGAGUGAUGCUAACUUGUCCGCCAUUUUGGAACACGGACUAUUUUCAUCAGAGGAAGAGUUGAUGCAUGAAAUACAGGAUUUUGAGAAAAUGAAAUUUGCCACUGGAACAAAAAUAGUUAUCUUCAACGUGAGGAAAGACAAAAGUGGGAAGACAGAGCUUGAUUUUUCGUCUGACCCGAUUGACAUUCGUAAUCCGGAAACAGCACUCAGUGAGAAAACGCCCAUCGACCGUCCUGUGAUUGAUGUCUGUCCGGAAUAUAGGAAAUCAUUGCGAGAGUACUGUAGUAUUUUGUACUUAAAACCAAGAAUGAGGAUUGUAAUUCAAGGAAGAAAAGUACAAACUAAGCUGAUCGACAAAUCGUUGUUGGAGGGAGAAACAGAUGUGUACAAUCCCACCUGGCUCGAUCGUCAUGUAAGAACUGUAAGAAACACUGUAAAAAUCACGUUUGGAUUUACCAGGAACAAAGAUACGGAUCCGUAUGGUCUGAUGUUAUACCACAAAAACCGACUCAUCGAUGCCUAUCGUAAAGUUGGCUGUCAGAAAAAGGGUAAAGGCCAUGGUAUUGGCGUCAUUGGUGUGGUCGAAGCAUACUUUCUCGAACCAACACAAAACAAACAGGAGUUCAUCAACAACCAAAGAUACAAUACAUUUAUUAAUGCUGCUGCAGGAAAGCUGAACGAUUAUUAUUAUACAAAAUCCAAUACAGAGGACCCAAACUUCUCUCAAAGCUCAAAGGCUCCACAUUUAAUUAAAUACCAAUGGGUACAAUGUGACAAUUGCAAUACGUGGCGAAGACUGCCAGCUGGGCACACAGAUGAAAAAUUGUCUGAUGUUUACAGAACAUGGUCCUGCAAACAAAAUCCGGAUGUUUAUUACAAUCGUUGUGAUAUUCCCGAGGAGCCCGAGGACGAGAGUGAGAAACCACAGACCACCUACAAAAAAACGUACAAGAAGGCAAAGGAAGAAAAAAGAAGAAAAGAAAAAUUUGGAGAGGCGAUCAGCACGAAUUACAAUAGUACUGAACCAAAUAAUCGAGAACCAAAAGAUCAGAUUGCAGGAGACGUAGAUGAAGAUAUACCCAUGAAGAUGGAAGUCAAUCUAACAGUUGAUAAAGAUGCAUUGCGUGUGAGAACCACCGUCCCAAUAACUGUAACGGAAGCGAAAGCGACGGAGUCUAUGAAAGUUCCAAGCACAUCCGUUUCCUCUACGAUUUAUUCCAGAGCGCCGAAACGGAAUAUUGGGCACGAUUUUUGCAGUCAAAAGACAAAACAAAGAAAAAAUGAGUCCCCAAAACUUCCUGUCAUGGAUAUAGAUCGGAGAGACAUUGCACAGUUUAACGAUGUGGGCGUGGAAUUAAAUGCCCAGUCUGAUACAGACAUAGGAAACGCUGACACAGAAAGUAUAAUAUUUGGAGCCGAUAUUUCCAGCGAAGAAACAAUUCAGGCUGAAAGGACAGAGUUUGAAAAAAUGGAAGUACAAACAUCUUUAACUGCGUCUCAAAGUAUUUCUCAAGAAACGAACUUCUUACCAUUAAUGCUACUCGAACACGGUCAAAGACCGCUGGAUUUAGAAGGUUCAAUACAAAAACCUGUAAGGAAAAUAACAGAAUCGGAAAAGAGUCAACCCACGCUGUUAGACGAAUCAAAAGAAUUAGAAACACUUAAACGAAUGCUGUUUGAGACAAGAAACAAAUUACAUGAUACGGAACAAACAUUGGUUGAGAAAACAAAAGAACAAGAAGAAACAACACGAAAACUUGCUGAGAUAACAGAUAAUUUACAAAGUACACAGAACGUACUUAUUAAGACAAGAAAAGAUUUAGAAGGCACUGAACAAGAAAUGAAUGCUAAAGAAGACACUUUGCUUGAGAAAACGAAAGACUUAGAGGAGACGAAACAAACGUUAACAAAUUUGCGUACAAAUAUUUGGGAGAUGCUGAAAAUAUUAUUUGUUUCAGAUUUUGCCAGUGGUGAACCAGAAAACAUUGACCAAGUUAUUAUGGAUUUUAUACAGCACUUUUAACCGACCCUUUAUUAAGUUACAAGAAGCCUUUCCUUUUAAGUGGUUAAUCUUACGCACUAUAUUACACUUGAUAUAGAACUACUAAUACAUUUUUAUGCCCCCCUUCGAAGAAGAGAGGGUAUAUUGUUUUGCUCAUGUCGGUCCGUCGGUCGGUCGGUCGGUCCGUCCACCAGAUGGUUUCCGGAUGAUAACUCAAGAACGCUUAGGCCUAGGAUCAUGAAACUUCAUACGUAGAUUGAUCAUGACUGGCAGAUGACCCCUAUUGAUUUUCAGGUCACUAAGUCAAAGGCCAAGGUCACAGUGACUCGAAAUAGUAAAAUGGUUUCCGGAUGAUUACUCAAGAAUGCUUAGGCCUAGGAUCAUGAAACGUCAUAGGUACAUUGAUCAUGACUGGCAGAUGACCCCUAUUGAUUUUCAGGUCACUAGGUCAAAGGUCAAGGUCACAGUGACUCUAAACAGUAAAAUGGUUUCCGGAUGAUAACUCAAGAAUGCUUACGCCUACGAUCAUAAAACUUCAUAGGUAUAUUGUUCCUGACUGGCAGAUGACCGCUAUUGAUUUUCAGGUCACUAAGUCAAAGGUCAAGGUCACAGUGACUCUAAACAGUAAAAUGGUUUCCUGAUGAUAACUCAAAAAUGCUAACGCCUAGGAUCAUGAAACUUUAUAGGAACAUUGAUCAUCACUGGCAGAUGACUCGUAAUGAUUUUUAGGUCACUAGGUCAACGGUCAAGGUCACAGUGACUCGAAAUAGUAAAAUGGUUUCCGAAUGGUAACUCAAGAAUGCUUACGCCUAGGAUCAUGAAACUUCAAAGAUGCAUUGAUCAUCACUGGCAGAUGACCCCUAUUAAUUUUCAGGUCACUAGGUCAAAAGUCAAGGUCACAGUGACUCGAAACAGUAAAAUGGUUUCCCGAUGAUAACUCAAGAAUAAUUAGGCCUAGGAUCAUGAAACUUCAUAGCUACAUUGAUCAUGACUGGCAGAUGACACCUAUUGAUUUUCAAGUCACUAGGUCAAAGGUCAAGGUCAGUGACAAAAAAUUAUUCACACAAUGGCUGCCAGUACAACUGACAGCCCAUAUGGGGGGCAUGCAUGUUUUACAAACAGCCCUUGUUAUAUUAUAUAAUUAUAUAUUCUAACAGUCUUUAUACAUGCACAAAGUGUGAAUUAUUUAAAAGGAAGCGAGAACUAGUAAAAUAUCGCAGAUAUACGAAAUAUCUGACAUGUGAAAUAUAAUUCUGUAUAUAAACGCGGACCUGACGAUCAUUCACGAAUCAUUUCAUGCAAAAAAACAUCAGUGAAUAUAAAUUAAAACAAUUCAAUACACUUAAAUGGUAAAUGUUUGAGAUAACUUUAUAUUUUCAGAAAUGCGUAUUUACCGGUAAUUGACAUUUUGAGUAUACAUGCAUAUAGAAGUUUUAUGAUAUUUGCGGUUAGUUAAAUUACAAUUCGAUGUAUUGUAUUUUUAAUAUAUACUAUAAAAUGAUGCAUGUGAUUGUAAUUGUAACAUGUAUUGUUGAAACUAUAAAUGUUGUUUAGAUAAUGAAUUUAUUCAAAUUAUGUACAUUACAAAUAAUUAUACAUGCAUUGUUAUGUAAAUUGUCGUCGGCCGGUCCUGCAUCUGUAUUUUACAUGUUGAUUUUGUCAUUUCAAACUUUUUUUUACGAUUCAACUAAAAACUUGUUUUGCUGAUAUUCCCUGACCCGUAAUGGUUCAAUUGAUCUCAAUGUCCGAAAUGGCUCUUACCAACUUCCAUUCGUUUAUUAUGUUGCCUCAAGUGAAUUAAAGUAACACAAACAAUUAUUAUCGUAAUAUUGACACAUAUACAUUAUUUGACGUAAAUUCUUACUAGGAUUAUAUAUUUAGCUGCUUUUCAGUGACUCUUAAAUAUGGAAAUUGUGUAUUAUUUUGCGAUAUAAGUAAUUACAAAUUACUAUAUAAAACAGGUAUCAUCAAGUGUAAAGAUAAUUUCCCCCGUUGUUUGAAGAUAAUGUAAAGUAAUGAAGACUUAAAUCUGUUAAACGAAACUGGAAUUAAACAGGUAUGAAAGGGGUACAUUUUUAUUGACGAAAUGCCUUUUCUUCGCUACAUUAUUAACGUUGUUUCCCAUUUACAAAAAACUAUGGGAUGGUUACCCAAGGUGACGAUUUUAUUAAAAGGUAGAAAUAGGGCCAUCGGGCACAAUAUCAUGUCAACCGUACUAUCCUUAUUCAUAUUAUUCCAGAUACGCGUUUGGACUGAGGCAAGGGGAGUUAAUGAUGCCGAUUUUAUUUUCUUUAUUUGUUGCAUUUUGAUUUUUUUUUUACAAGAUAACAUUAUCUCUCGUUUGAGUAUAGAUGAUAUUGUGUUGAUUUAGCUAUUAUUUGCUGACGACACGGCUGGUGUAGGCAAGUCAACUGCUAAGUUCAUUCUCAUUUAGAUAAAUACUAUUUUAUUGCAACUCAAGAGUGGUAUGGUAAAUUGAAUAACAGCCCUGUAUCAGAUAUGUAUUAACUAUUUAAAAUCUCUUUGGAUAUGAAGAAUACUUAGACUUACUCCACAGACGUCUAAGUUUACUUUUUGUUAGAUUAGAGUCUCCACAAACCCGUUGAAUACAAAUAGGAAGAUAUAUUAUUCAGAACAACAUCCCCCGAAAUGAACGUUAUUGUUUUGUUGUAACGCCAUAGAUUUAGAAGAUGUAUAUAAUGUUAUAAGCUGCCGUAACACUGAUUUAAGAAAAAAAAUCAUCCGUAUAUUUUAUAUUAACCCAUCUGUAUAUAAAUUCCACAUGUUAUUAGUUGCAUGUGAUAGUUUAGUACUAUAUAAUAUAUGUAAAUAUACAUAAGAAGCUUUAGUUAUAGGAAAAAUCAUCCUUAAAAAUACCGUAUAAUAGAUUUCAUCUACCCCUAGAUAGAACUUGCGCGUUUUUGCCAUAGAUUGUGUUUAUUUGUAAUUUUAUGUUUUAUUUACUUUUUAGCCGGAUUUUUUUCGAAAAAAUCUCGGCUUAUAGAUUGAUGUUGUC